Molecule: messenger RNA, 6613 nt
Organism: Talpa occidentalis (Iberian mole)
Lineage: Eukaryota; Metazoa; Chordata; Mammalia; Eulipotyphla; Talpidae
Gene: TRAPPC10
Product: trafficking protein particle complex subunit 10
Exons: 23
Coding region: 206-4000 (1264 amino acids)
Biological process (GO): early endosome to Golgi transport; intra-Golgi vesicle-mediated transport
Cellular component (GO): TRAPPII protein complex
Source: RefSeq, a predicted model, not a curated record
CCACAGCUUUGCCAAGGGGCCGGGGAGCCACGCCCCAUCUGCCCCCAGGGAAGAGCUUGUCCCUCAAGUUCCCCUCAGAAAGCUUGGGCCUUAGCCUGAGCAUCGAGGGAGCGUUGCUUCCUUGGGUCAGCGGCUGCGGCCCUGGACGUCGUCAGCAUAUUCCUGCCCCCCGGAAACGACAACGCGUUCCAAGAGCCGGCCCAGGAUGCAGCAUCCGGCUGGGGAACCUGUCCUCGGCCCAGGGCGGUGUGAAGGCUCUCCUGCCCUGGCCCUCCGCCCCCGCCCCGGUGCUGGAGAUCAGAACUUGUUCACGUCUAUCUACCCGACACUGUCUCAGCAGCUCCCGCGCGAGCCCAUGGAGUGGAGGAGGUCCUACGGCCGUGCGCCCAAGAUGAUCCACCUGGAGUCUAACUUCGUGCAGUUCAAGGAGGAGCUGCUGCCCAAGGAAGGGAACAAGGCUCUGCUGACCUUCCCCUUCCUCCACAUCUACUGGACGGAGUGCUGCGACACCGAGGUGUACAAGGCGACGGUGAAGGACGACCUCACCCGGUGGCAGAACGUCCUGAAGGCCCACAGCUCCUCAGACUGGCUGGUCGUGGUGGUGGAGAAUGACGCCAAGAGGAAGAACAAGACCAACAUCCUUCCCCGGACCUCCAUUGUGGACAAAAUAAGAAACGACUUUUGUAAUAAACAGAGUGACAGGUGUGUCGUGCUCUCCGACCCCUUGAAGGACUCUUCUCGAACUCAGGAAUCCUGGAAUGCCUUCCUGACCAAACUCAGGACCUUGCUUCUUAUGUCUUUUACCAAAAACCUAGGCAAGUUUGAGGAUGACAUGAGAACCUUGAGGGAGAAGAGGACGGAGCCCGGCUGGAGCUUCUGCGAGUACUUCAUGGUCCAGGAGGAGCUGGCCUUUGUGUUCGAGAUGCUGCAGCAGUUUGAGGACGCGCUGGUGCAGUACGAUGAGCUGGACGCCCUGUUCUCCCAGUACGUCGUCAACUUCGGGGCCGGAGAUGGCGCCAACUGGCUGGCGUUUUUCUGCCAGCCAGUCAAGAGCUGGGAUGGCCUGAUCCUGCGGAAGCCCAUCGACAUGGAGAAGCGCGCGCUGAUCCAGAGGCAAGAGGCCACCCUGCUGGACCUGCGCAGCUACCUGUUCUCCCGCCAGUGCACGCUACUGCUUUUCCUGCAGAGGCCCUGGGAGGUGGCGCAGCGCGCCCUGGAGCUGCUGCACAGCUGCGUGCAGGAACUGAAGCUCUUGGAAGUCUCUGUCCCACCUGGUGCGCUGGACUGCUGGGUGUUCCUGAGCUGCUUGGAGGUGCUGCAGAGGAUAGAAGGGUGCUGCGACCGGGCGCAGCUGGAUGCCAACAUCGCCCACACCGUGGGCUUGUGGAGCUACGCCACAGAGAAGCUCAAGUCUCUGGGCUAUCUGUGUGGACUUGUGUCGGAGAAAGGGCCAGACUCGGAGGACCUCAACAGGACGGUGGACCUCUUGGCAGGGCUGGGAGCCGAGAGGCCGGAGACAGCCAACACAGCUCAGAGUCCUUACAAGAAACUCAGAGAAGCAUUGUCUUCAGUAGAAGCCUUUGAGAAGCACUACUUGGACCUGGCCCACGCCGCCAUCGAGAUGUACACCAGCGUCGGCAGGGUGCGCUCGUCUCGGCUCGUGGGAAAGGACCUGGCGGAGUUUUACAUGAGGAAAAAGUCUCCACAAAAGGCGGAAGCUCAUCUUCAAGGGGCGUUGAAGACGUACCUGGCCGAGGGCUGGGCGCUGCCGAUCACGCACACGCGAAAGCAGCUGGCCGAAUGCCAGAAACUCCUCGGACAAGCUGAAAACUACCUGCAAACCAGCAGCCUCCUGGCCAGCGACAGCCACUUGCCUGAAGAGGAGCGGAAGCACUUCUGCCAGGAGAUACUCGACUUCGCCCGCCGGCAGACGGACGGCCCCGGCCGCCAACUUGUGCUCCCCAUGCACGCCUUCGCCCAGCUGCGGGAGCUGCGCUUCUGCCCGCCCAACGCCGUAGUGCACGCGGGUGGCAUGCUGGCCGUGGAGGCCACUGUGUGCAGCCGGCUGCCCAGCCCCAUGCUCGUGGAGCAGGUCGCCAUCAGCGUCCACUUCAGCAUCGAGAAGAACAACUACCGGAAGACGGCCGAGUGGCUCACCAAGCACAAGACUUCCGGUGGGGCCGUCAGCUUUCCCACGGAGCCCUCGCCGUCCCCCGCACCCCAGGGCAGCUGGCCGGCACUGGAGCUGGACGAGAUGUUUGAGAGGAGUCCCCCCGACAAUUCCUUGAGCACCACCGGGAUCAUCUGCAAGAAUGUCCACAUGCUCCUCCGGAGGCAGGAGAGCGGUACCCCUGGGGAUGCCCCGGCGGGCCUGGCUCUGGAGACGGGGGCCCACACGCUCAGGUGCAGCCACGUGACACUGCAGCCGGGUGCCAACCGCAUCACCUUCCAGACGCAGGCCCGUGAGCCAGGUACCUACACGCUGCGGCAGCUGAGCGCCUCGCUGGGCCCGCUGUGCUUCAUCCUGCCGCACCUCUACCCGCCCGUGCAGUACGACGUGUACUCACAGGAGCCGCAGCUGACUGUGGAGCCGCUGGCCGAGAGCCUUUUGGCUGGUAUUCCUCAGAAGGUCAAGUUCACCGUCACCACUGGCCAUUACACGGUGAAAAAUGGUGACAGCCUCCAGCUCAGCAACGCGGAAGCCAUGCUCGUCCUGGGUCACGCCGAGAACAGAGCCGUGGUUUACUCUAACGCACGAGAAAAGGCCUCCGAGGCGUUGCUCCGGGUCCAGGCGUCCGACAAGGUCACCAGCAUCAGCCUGCCUGCCGCGCCGGCUUACCAUGUGAUCGAGUUUGAGCUGCAGGUCCUCUCUCUGCCUUCAGCUCCAGCUGUUGCCCUGGAGAGGGGCCUGGUGGGGGCGGCUGAGCUCCCCGGGCAGCACAAGGACACGCAGGGUGCUGCCCCCGGCAUGGUGACCACGGACCACAAAGUGUCCAUUGACUGCCCCUGGUCCAUCUACUCCACUGUCAUCGCGCUGACUUUCAGCGUGCCCUUCAGAACCACGCACGCUCUGCUGUCGGCAGGGACUCGGAAGUACGUCCAGGUGUGCGUCCAGAACUUGUCAGGCCUGGACUUCGAGCUGUUGGAUGGCGACCUCGUGUGUGCCGGGCCCGGCCCCGACCUGCAGCUCGUGCUGCUGAACACACAGCCCCGGCAGCGCGUCCACAGCGGGCAGUCCGUGUAUUUCGUCUGGGAGCUGAGGUGGACGCGGGCACCACCCACCUCGCUGCAGUGCCGGUUCUCCGUGGGAUUCUCGCCGGCCUCGGAGGAGCAGCUGGCCGUCUCCUUGCGGCCGUACACCUACGAGUUCCACGUGGAAAACUUCUUUACGCUGUACGACGUGAAAGCUGCGAUCUCGCCUCCCGCGGGCGCGGAGCACUGUCGCACAGGCUCGCUCUGCUCCCUGGAGGUGUCUAUCACGCGGCUAUCCGACCUCCUGGAGGUGGACAGGGACGAAGCGCUGACCGAGUCCGACGAGUAUUUUUCGACUAAGCUGAUGUAUGAGGUGGUGGACAACAGCAGCAACUGGGCGGUGUGCGGGAAGAGCUCUGGCGUCAUCUCCAUGCCGCUGGUCGCCCGGGCCGCGCACAGAGUGCACAUGGAGGUGAUGCCCCUUUUUGCGGGCCACCUCCCGCUGCCCGACGUCAGGCUGUUCAAGUACCUCCCCCACCACUCCGCGCACUCCUCACAGCUGGACGCCGAUAGCUGGAUCGAGAACGACAGCCUCUCCGUGGACAAGCACGUGGACGACCAGCUGGACAGCAGCAGCGUCAAGAGCAGGGGCAGCACGCACUCGGCCGCCAGCAGCGAGCACAAAGGCCUGCCCAUGCCCCGGCUGCAGGCGCUGCCGCCCGGCCAGGUCUUCAACUCCAGCGCGGGCCUGCAGGUCCUGGUCGUCCCCAGCAAGGAUGACCACGUCCUGGAGGUCAGCGUCACAUGACCGAGCCUCAGGCGGCCAGCCCGCCAGCCCGGCGCGAGCCCCUGGAGGGGCCCGCGGACUGUCUCCCUCGCGACGUUCCAGCUGUGACCGGACUGUGGGUGCCGCCUGCCCAGAGAGGCACAGCCGAGUUCCGGCGCUGGUGUGUGUUGUCUGUGGUGUGGGGUGACCUGUUCUGUCCCCCUCCCCCGUCCCCACGCGGGUGUCCCGCCCCAGCAGCCUGCCGUUCGCCGGGCUUUGACGCACGUCCCUGUGUCUCAGACAGCGGGGCCUGCGUCUCCUCGGUGACAUGGGGGUGCCAGGCGGGGCUGUGAGUCUUCUGAGGGCAGAGCGCGAGCCGGUGCCCGGCUCUGGGUCGUGCUUCUCUGGAAUAACCCCUGUGAGGGCUCGGGGGAGGGUCUGAGGGCUAGGGUGGGGGCACCGACCCCUUCUGUGCCUUGGGAUGUCAGGCGGGGCGGGGGGCACCGUUCGCUGGAAUCGUUUGAAGGUACUUUACAGACAGACCAGGGCAGACCAGCGCCUCGGUCGGGGCUUUCGGGACGGUGCUGCCGGAGCCCCUCUCCCCGUGACGGUGGGCGAAUACCAUAUGCACUUGAAAUCAAAUAUAUUUAUUUUAGUUAUCAUUAGCGCCUGGGAGUUACUCUGUGGUGGUGGUUCCCUCUCACCUUUAAGUCUGCAGAUGUGACUGUAUGAGCAGUACUUUCUUUUGCACCUUAAGUCUUAGAAAUCAAGAGGUUCCAUUUGAAAUGCAGAUGCGAGGGGCCCCGCCUGUGCUCCUGGUCUGUCAUAGAGGGGGUUCGGGCACCCUCCUGGCCGUGCGCCGCGGCCGCGCCUGCCCACACAGGGACUUGCUUUGGUUGUAAAUUUAAUUGUACAUAUGGUCGAGUUAUUAUUUUUACAAGUACAGACUAACGGAUGUAAUGUUUAUGUAUAAGUUGCACCAAAAAAUCAAGGAUCAAAUAAAUGUGUUUGUUUUUACUGGCGAGCGAGUCACGGCUUGUACAUAAGUGUUGUGUGAACCAGCCCUGCCCGCGCUCCAGAGCCCCGCCUUUCUGUAGUGUGCAGUGAUGCUCCCGGCCCGCCUGCUCCGGGGAGGCGCCGCUCGUGGACCCCCUCAAGGGCGUGUGGCCUGGGCCUUGCUAACCGCUGACGCCCGGCUGCUCCCAGGGGCCAUGCCUAUGCCGGGUCGCCCAGGUCCAGGCGAGCGGAGCCCAGAGCCGCUCCUCUUGCCCGUGAGUGGCCCUGAACUCGUCCGCCAUGGUGGGGGGCCUGCUGUCCCAGGCCCUUUCAUUCAUAGAAGCUGGAGGCAUGUAAAGAAGGUAAAUACUUGUGUGUUCAAUGAACCCUUCCAGAAAGUUUCCUUAGGUGCAGUUUAAAACAAAUACACUUAGCCAACUAGUCAGGCAAACUAGAGCCAACGACUCCUUGAAAGACGGUCCAGGUUUCCUGUCAACACUGGCGAUGGCCCUGCAGGUGUGCCUGGCCCGCAAGUACUCGGCCUCUGCGGCGGCAGCCAUCGGGGCGCCUCUGGCCCGAGUGUGGCCUCCACCCAGGGGCCCCCUCUGGGGCUGGCCCCGUGGCCGCUUGCCAGGCGGGGCUGUGGUCAGUGCUCAGCUUAUUUCUGUUUGGUUUGCACGUGUGUCUGGAUGCCACCCCAGGAUGAAACGCCCUCUUGGAAAUUUAGAGGGUCUAGAAAUGUAGCGGGGGCCCCAAAUGUUCGUGGUUUCUUACUGUCUAGAAAUUGAAUGAAAUCAGAUUUAUCUCUCCCUAAUUACCCACAAGGUCUUCUGUGAAUGGGUGCCUCUGCGGUCUUUGUUUUUUGACAAAAGAAUGUCACCUAAAACUUUGUCAUUUUUGAUUAAAAGACUAAUUGGAUUUUUGUUGUGUUAAAACUACGUGUCUGGGGUGGAAAUGCAGCGCCGGGAGAGCUGGACCAGGGAGGAGCGCGCCUCUCACAGCGCGGCCGUGGCGCAGAUGUCCGGGCACUUGUCAAUAGUAAGAAACGAAAAAGAAGAUGAGGUAUAAUUUUAGUGAAUUUCACGGGGUCGCCUGUGAUUGGAAAAAUUAUAACUUCUGAUUCUCAUGUGGAAUUGCGGUCCUGUACCUGAAACGCCUCCCCCUCCCGACCCGGGGUCUCACAUCCUGGGCGGUCCUGUUGCGGGUUGGUCAGAGGAGACGCCCCUGGAGGAAACACAGGCUCCCGUUCAGUUUUUCUUUAGGGUUUCAAAUUCAGUUGCAAAAUGAAAUCAAACACUCGGGCUGUGUAUAUAAAGUGAAAAGUUACUUUUUAUAAAGGAACAAAUAGGCUGACCUAAAUGUUUUAUCGUGAACUGUGAUCUUUAUAUCCUCCAUGAUUUCAAAUUUUCUUUUUUUGUAAAGAUGUCCCUUUCUCUGAAUUCAUUCAUCCUGUGUGGACUGAAAGACUCGGGGGCGGGGGCUGCUGGAUUCUGGGCCUGGAAAGGGGGCAAGGUGGGGCUUGGGUGCUGCAGGUGUCACUUCCGUUUUCAUGGUUUACUGUGAAAGUCAUUUCUCACAUCAUUCUGUAACAUACUGUUAGAUUACAGCGUUGUAUUAAGACUUUCAAAUGUAAGUAUAAUCUAAAAAUACACAUUUUAA